AUGGAAGCUUUUCUCAACCUCACCCUCACCACCCACCUCCUCCCUGUCCUCUACUCCUUGGUGCUGCUCGUGGGGUUGCCAGCCAACGCUCUGGGCUGCUGGGUCCUGCCCGAAGCGGCCUACCACCUCUUGGGCAAUCACUGGCUCUUUGGGGACUACCUGUGCCAUACCAUGGUGGCCUUCUUCUAUGGGAACAUGUAGAGCUCCAUCCUCUUCCUCACCUGCAUUGGCCUGGAGAGCUACAUCUCUGUGGUGCACCUGUUCCUGUGGAAGGGCUCCAGUUGGAUGUGGGGUGAGGUGGGCGUCUGUGUGGGCAGCUGGCUGGUGGUGGGGCUGGGCAUGAGCCCUCUGCUUUUGCACCCCCAGACAAGUCAUAUCUCGAGCCUGAACAUCACAGUGUGCCAUGAUGGCCUAGGAAAGGAUGAGCACGUGUUCCUCGUCUACUCUUUCCUCUCCCUGGUGGGGCUGAGCUUUGGCUUGCCCUUCGUGCUCAUGACAAUCUUCUACAGCUUCAUCCUGGUGCGGCUGCUGGCCAAGGGGAGACGCUAUGGGCAGGUGGUGCCUGUCCUGGCCCUGGUCUUCAUCCUCUGCUUCACCCCCAGCAACGUGCUGCUCUUCAUCCACUACAUGCUGGAGGCCACAGGGUGCCACAAUGUCACCUAUAUCUGGUACACCCUGGUCCUGGUGCUUGGCACCUUCAACAACUACUUCAGUCCCUUUGUCUACUUCUAUGUCUCCCAGGAUUUUUGGGGCUGGGUCAUGGGAUGCAGGCUGCUGCUGCCCCGGGGGACUCAAAACCUUGGCGGGGAGGGCCUCGGAAAAGGCAGCCCUGCCCCUGAGGUCCAGCAAGCAGAGCCAGCUGUAGGCAGGGCUGAGGGGUGCCAGGCUGUGUCCCCCUGCCCUGGGGAGGGGGCAUCCUGCAGCUUGGUGACCGGCGCAAAGGGCCGCACCGUCCCAGGUUGGCAGCAGACUUGGGCAGAAAACCCCACCUGGAUCUGA
This is a messenger RNA of Pygoscelis adeliae (Adelie penguin), 999 nucleotides long. Its product is annotated as proteinase-activated receptor 2-like. The transcript is spliced from 2 exons. Gene Ontology annotation, molecular function: G protein-coupled receptor activity. Gene Ontology annotation, biological process: positive regulation of Rho protein signal transduction; phospholipase C-activating G protein-coupled receptor signaling pathway. NCBI's taxonomy places the organism in Eukaryota, Metazoa, Chordata, Aves, Sphenisciformes, Spheniscidae. Gene Ontology annotation, cellular component: membrane. The record is from RefSeq and is a predicted model, not a curated record.